Molecule: messenger RNA, 885 nt
Organism: Drechmeria coniospora
Lineage: Eukaryota; Fungi; Ascomycota; Sordariomycetes; Hypocreales; Ophiocordycipitaceae
Exons: 4
Coding region: 1-885 (294 amino acids)
Biological process (GO): intra-Golgi vesicle-mediated transport; endoplasmic reticulum to Golgi vesicle-mediated transport; retrograde vesicle-mediated transport, Golgi to endoplasmic reticulum
Cellular component (GO): COPI vesicle coat
Molecular function (GO): protein binding; structural molecule activity
Source: RefSeq, a predicted model, not a curated record
AUGGAUCCGUACUCUGCCGAGGGCGAAUUGAUCAACAUCCACAACCAUUUUCACCAGGGCCAGUACCAGGAAGUCGUCGACUUUGACACGUCCUCCUUCUCGGCCGAGAACGCCCUUCCGGCGCGGGUCCUUCAGCUGCGUGCCCGCGUCGCCCUCGGCCAGUCCAGCGAUGUUCUCGCCGACGUCAAGGGCGAGACGGAGCCGGAGCUCGAGAUAAUGGCCGCCUUUGCCGAGUUCACCCUUGGAAAGACCGAGUCGGCCCUCGAGACGGUCGAGAGGCUCGCCGAGUCGACACCCGACAACGUCACCGUCCAGAUCGUCGGCGGCACGGUCCUGCAGGCGGCCGGAAAGUCGGACGAGGCGCUGGCUUUGCUGUCCCAGCACCAGGCGAGCUUGGAAGCCGUGGCGCUGAUUGUGCAGAUCUACCUGCAACAGAACCGAACCGACCUUGCCGUCACCGAGGUUGCUGCCGCGCGGAGAUGGGCGCAGGAUAGCCUGCUCGUCAACCUGGCCGAGUCGUGGGUCGGCGUGAGAGUGGGUGGCGACAAGUACCAGCAGGCAUUCUACGUCUACGAAGAGCUUGCCCAGGCUCCCUCGACGGCCUCGAUACGGAGUCUCGUCGCCCAGGCCGUCUGCGAGCUCCAUCUCGGCCGUCUCGAGGAGGCGGGGAGCGCGCUCGAGGAAGCGAUGAAGAAGGAGCCCGGAUGCGCCGACGCCAUCGCCAACAUGCUCGUCCUCCAAGUCAUCUCGGGAAACGAUGUUGCGGAGCUCGCCGAGUCUCUCAAGAAAGCCGACGGCAAACACCAGUUCCUGCUCGACCUGCAACAGAAGAGUGAGCUGUUCGACGCCGCGGCGACAAAGUACAGCGCCAAGGUGGCUUCGUGA